CUCCACCACUUCGAAAACGGCGACAACGGAACCCCGGGAAGAGGCCGAAGAGACACCGCAGACAAAGCUUGAGUCCGAGAAGCCUGCUCCGGUUUCUUCCAGGCCACCAACACCACCAUCAUUUGGACCGGCUUACAACAAUUUCCAAGUUGACUCUUUUAAAUUGAUGGAGCUUCUUGGACCACAGAAGGUUGAUCCUGUAGAUGUAAAGCUCAUUAAGGACAAGCUCUUCGGGUAUUCUACAUUCUGGGUGACCAAAGAAGAGCCUUUUGGAGACCUUGGUGAGGGUGUUCUUUUUGUUGGGAAUUUAAGGGGGAACAGAGAAGAAGUGUUUGCCAAACUCCAAAGUCAGCUGGUUGAGGUCACUGGGGACAAGUACAACGUUUUUAUGGUGGAAGAACCUAACUCAGAAGGUCCAGACCCACAUGGAGGGCCACGUGUUAGCUUUGGCCUGCUGCAGAAAGAAGUCUCAGAACCAGGGCCAACAACACUUUGGCAAUAUGUAAUAGCUCUCUUGUUAUUCCUUAUUACAAUUGGCUCUUCUGUGGAAUUAGGAAUUGCAUCUCAGAUCAAUAGUGUUCCACCAGAGGUGGUGAAAUAUUUCACAGAUCCAAAUGCAGUUGAGGCACCAGAUAUGGAGCUGUUAUUCCCAUUUGUUGAUUCUGCUUUUCCCUUAGCAUAUGGUGUGUUGGGGGUUCUGCUAUUCCAUGUAUAUAUCAUAGACUAUGGUCUUGCAAAAAAGUAUAGCGAUCUUCAGACGCACAAGCACAUUCCAUACAGGGAAAACAAGAAUCUCACAGGAACAACUUGUUAUGCAAGUGUUAACACUCACCUUGGAGUUGAGCAAAGCAGAAGUGAUGAUUUGGAGUCUCUUGGUUAUGUGCUUAUGUAUUUUUUGAGGGGAAGUCUUCCUUGGCAGGGAUUAAAAGCAGGUACGAAAAAACAAAAAUACGACAAGAACAGUGAAAAGAAGAUGCUUACUCCCAUAGAGCAACCAAGUGGGAAACUGGUUGUAAAUCCUGGGCCAUCUGCAGAGAGAAUAAAGAGACCUUCAGAGUAA
This is a messenger RNA of Humulus lupulus (European hop), 1060 nucleotides long. Its product is annotated as probable zinc metalloprotease EGY1, chloroplastic. The transcript is spliced from 9 exons. NCBI's taxonomy places the organism in Eukaryota, Viridiplantae, Streptophyta, Magnoliopsida, Rosales, Cannabaceae. The record is from RefSeq and is a predicted model, not a curated record. The coding region runs from base 167 to 1060 and encodes 297 amino acids.